CAAUAAUGAGCGAAAUUUUUUUUUUUUAGAAAAUAGCGAGGGAAUUAAUGAGCCCAUUCAUAGUAUGAAAUAGCUUUCACUCGGACUCUUUAAAUUCAAAAUGCAACUUUCUAAGAACUAGACUCCUAUUCACUUCAUCUACACAUUAUUUACCGUAAAUACAUCACCAGGUAACAGAGUUUCAGGAUAGAAUGGCUGGUGCAUUGGAGUUCCGCAAGGCUGACGAUGUUGUGAUCUUGUUGGACCAUGGCCAACUGCGUAAUCUAGCCAGGAUACUGAGACUCCGAGAAGCACCCCUCAUGUCGAAUCUCGGUUCGGAGGUGGAGCGCAUCAAAUACCUCGACCACGUCAAUGACGCUCAUAACAAACUGGUUGAUUUGGUGACCGCGUCCGAGCAACAUACGCAAAGGUAUGAGCAACAGAACAAUCAAUUGAAAGCCGAGAUUGCGAAGGCCAUCGAAGAGUAUGUGGUCCUUGCUGCAAACUGGGCUAUGCAAUGUAUUCGAAAUGUUCUUAUGCGAUUGACCUGUGUCGAAAAGCUUAGGGACCAAUUCGAUGGCCUCGUUGUAGAGCUUGAGAAACUUGAUCAAAAUAACCAAAUUGAUGUUGAAGCUUUGGUUGAAAAAUUGAACAACCUCAAGUAUUAUAUGUGGGAGUACGCCAAUACUACUCGAAGUGAACAAGCCCGACGGAGGUCCCGUGAAUUUUCUGAGAGCUUGAUGAUGCAAGGAAUCACAGUUCCUCAUCUCCUCAGCAGAAAAGCAUCUCAGCUUGGAUUUAAAGGAGAAUUUGAGGACUUGGAAGAACAACAAAAGCUCCAGGUAUACGUGGGUAUCAUCAACGAAUCGAAAAGAGCUGAGCUCCCCGAUCUGUUUAAUAGUAGGUUGAGAAAGCUGGGGAUCUUAGAUAAGAUCGAUAUAGCAAUGCUUGUGGUAAACUCAGCUGUAUUAGUGUGGGACAUACAUACAACCCCAUACAAUCUCGAAAUGGUGGUCCGGGAUGUGACCAAACUGAUAGGAACAGGUUUGGAACUCACUGUGGGCAUCGUUGUCGGAGCAGCCGUGACUACAAUGACCUUUAAUCCAGUAAUCGGCUUCAUAGCUGCUUCGAUCGCAUCGUUUGUGGUUGCUAGCGUAGUCGGCUUUCUCUUUACGGCAGUCACUGGAGGGUUGCUGGACUUCAUAUUUGGAUCCGGGGGUGGAAUUGCUCCACUCAAUAUGGACACCCUUAAGUUUUAUGCUGGUGAAAUGCCCGAUGGCAUGGAAAUUGCCUUUAAUCUUACUAAUAAUCGUAUGCUUGAAGAUUAAUACAUGAUCAUGCAAUUGUUAGAAGUGGUGAGAUUUGUAUUUACACAUACAAAAUUUACCACCCACAUAUUUGUACUUCUUUUAUGUUGUAUAAUAAAGGAAUAUGAUGUUCCUCCCUAAUGUGUAUCUAUGUCGAUGUUUUAGUUCAUCUCUUCAAUCUCAAUGGUGUAUUAUAGAAAAGAUAGAGAAUGAAAGAAUGUUUUAUGUAUUCUCAUUCAAUAAGAAAAUUAAAGAUCAAGUUGUUUACAAGUUA
Molecule: messenger RNA, 1560 nt
Organism: Beta vulgaris subsp. vulgaris (sugar beet)
Lineage: Eukaryota; Viridiplantae; Streptophyta; Magnoliopsida; Caryophyllales; Amaranthaceae
Exons: 4
Coding region: 192-1307 (371 amino acids)
Source: RefSeq, a predicted model, not a curated record